CGGGAAAGAAAAUGGAGGCACCAUUGUUCUGCUUAGCUUGGCAUUAGCUGCGGACGCUAAUCGCCGCAGCGGGCCGUUGGACUGAACCAUGGUGAAGGAUGCAAAUAAGCCGAAAGGCCGGACCUCAGCAUAUGCCUUCUUCGUUCUCUCCUGUCGGGAAGAACACAAGAAGAAGAACCCGGGUAUCCCAGUGAACUUCACCAAGUUCUCCAAGACCUGUUCUGAGCGGUGGAAGACUCUAGCCGUGACUGAGAAGAAGAAGUUUGAAGACCUGGCGAAGGCAGAUAAGGACCGCUAUGAUCGGGAGAUGGAGAACUAUGUCCCUCCAAAAGGCAUGGGGAAGAAGGAGAGGAAGAAGAAGGACCCCAAUGCUCCCAAACGUCCCCCGUCAGCGUUCUUUGUCUUCUGUUCAGAGCACAGGCCAACAGUGAAGGGUGAAUACCCCAGCCUGUCCAUCGGAGACAUUGCCAAGAAGUUGGCUGAGAUGUGGGCUAAACAGAGCCCUAAAGACCGCAUGCCCUACGAGCAGAAAGCAGCUGCCCUGCGCCAGAAAUACAAGAAGGACAUAGCUGCAUACCGUGCUAAGGGUGGAGCUGGGGGCGGAGCUUCCAAGCGGGGCCCGGGCCGACCCCCAGGCUCCACUAAGAAAGCUAUGGUCGAGGCUGAUGAUGACGACGAGGAUGAGGAGGAAGAAGAGGAUGAGGAGGAAGACGAGGAGGAGGAGGAUGACGAGUAGAGUCUCUGUGUGUGUGUGCGACGGCUGCUGCGUCUAUGCAGGAUCACUUCACUGGGGUUUGGGAGUUUUAACGUGUGUGCAUGUGCGUGUGUCUGUGUACGUUAGCGUGAGACCAGCCUAAGCAAUAAGUCACAGAGGUUGUGACGUGUUUAUUUUUGUACGGGUUUGUGUUUCAGCCAUGUGUAGAGUACAGUUUUAUAAUAAACUCGCUCUUAUCUCCA
Molecule: messenger RNA, 957 nt
Organism: Neoarius graeffei (lesser salmon catfish)
Lineage: Eukaryota; Metazoa; Chordata; Actinopteri; Siluriformes; Ariidae
Gene: hmgb2b
Product: high mobility group box 2b
Exons: 5
Coding region: 89-736 (215 amino acids)
Biological process (GO): regulation of transcription by RNA polymerase II
Molecular function (GO): DNA binding, bending
Source: RefSeq, a predicted model, not a curated record